This is a messenger RNA of Plectropomus leopardus (leopard coralgrouper), 1448 nucleotides long. It is a transcript of the gene stx10, whose product is annotated as syntaxin 10. Gene Ontology annotation, biological process: Golgi vesicle transport. The record is from RefSeq and is a predicted model, not a curated record. Lineage: Eukaryota; Metazoa; Chordata; Actinopteri; Perciformes; Serranidae. Gene Ontology annotation, cellular component: membrane.
CAUGCGUGUGGAGGUAAGCGGAAGUAAGCAUCAUGUCGAUAGAAGACCCGUUUUUCGUCGUGAAGGGGGAGGUGCAGAAGGCCCUGUCUCGUGCUCGGGGCCUGUUUGAUAGAUGGGAGGAACUGCUGCAGGAUGGGACACAGGUGAGCCGUGAUGAGCUGGACUGGAGCACCAAUGAACUGAGGAACUGUCUGAGGGCCAUAGACUGGGACCUGGAGGACCUCAGCGAGACCAUCAGUAUUGUGGAGUCGAAUCCCGGGAAGUUUAGACUGGGUGACAAUGAACUUCAGGAGAGGAGAGACUUUGUGGAGCGAACCAGGAACGCUGUCCAGGAGAUGAAGGAUCAGUUGUCCAGCCCGUCUGCUGUGGCUCAGGCAGAGAAGAAGAACAGAGAGGCUUUGCUGACGUCUUCAGGCCAGGACAGGUCAACGGGACUGGAGGCUCAUCUGGUGUCUGCAAACUCCAGAUACAUCCAGGAGCAACAGGAACAACAGCAGCUGAUCAUGCAGGAGCAGGAUGAGCAGCUGGAGUUGGUGUCGGGCAGCAUCAGAGUCCUCAAAGACAUGUCGGGACGCAUCGGGGACGAGCUCGACGAGCAGGCUGUCAUGUUGGGGGAUUUUGGAGACGAGAUGGACCAGACGUCGUCCCGAAUGGACUCUGUCCUAAAGAAGCUGGAGAAGGUGUCUCACAUGACGAGCAGUCGGAGACAGUGGUGCGCUAUCGGCGUCCUGGUCGCCAUCAUGAUCGUGGUCCUCAUCCUCUUCUUCGCUCUCUGAUGCCGGUGACCUCUGACCUCUCGACUGCAUUCACCGACUCCUCCCUGUUAGGACGGACUGAUGGAUGGACAGACACAGGAAGAAGGACGUGUCUCCUGCUCCUCUACCCUCCCGUCCCCCCCCUUCCUUCAGACUGAGGAGAAAGCGGUGACCCGCAGAGAGAAGCGAGGAUCCGCUCCUCCUCCUCUCUGCUUUUAAUGAUUCUAGUAGAAAAAAAAAGUCACUUCAGCAGCGGCGCUGAGCACAGGGGAAACCCGGCGGUGUUACGUAAUUCACAUUGGUGCAUUUCAGUUAUUUUUUGGAAAUGAUGGUACUCACUGGGAGAGGAGGCUGCUGCUGUCGGCUUACAAACACAAAUCUGCUGAAAAAGUUGACAAUAUUUUCAUGUCUGUUACCAAGAACAUCUGGAACAUCUUCAGUUUCUCUUUUUCAUCAAAACUUUUGAAUCACGGUGAACAAACUUUAUUUUGUAAGUAGUUUUAAAAUGUUUUAGUUUUAAAAGUGCUUUCUAGAAAUGCUUAAAGGACAGAUUUUUCAAACGUUUUUUGGAGAGAAAAUGUCACAAAGAAAAGCGAUUGUGACAUAUUAUACCUUCGAAAUCUGAACGACAUCAGUUUUCCUGUGCUGCGUCCUCACGCCUUUCACACACUGUACAUUUAAAGCUUUGAACCC